Messenger RNA from Dioszegia hungarica, 798 nucleotides. RefSeq lists its product as uncharacterized. The transcript has 4 exons. The record is from RefSeq and is a predicted model, not a curated record. Lineage: Eukaryota; Fungi; Basidiomycota; Tremellomycetes; Tremellales; Bulleribasidiaceae. Bases 1 to 798 code for a protein of 265 amino acids.
AUGGGCGAUAUAAACUCCUUUCCCGUAGACCCGAACUCGCCGAUCUUCGUUGCAAAAGCUAUCCUCGCAACCACUAUAGCAGGCGGGACCGCAGGAGCCACUCUCGGGGUGAUCAGAUCAGCCAACCCCUUUGCAUUCUCCAUCAACAUGGGCGUCAAUGGCGGUAUAAUGGGCCUAACAUUCUUUGGUCUUCGGGAAUACCUCAUCUCACCGCUCCUCCUCUCUGCAUCGCCCACAUUGUCUCACGCCCGCCGCUUCCACCAACUCAGCGAGAAACAACUCGGCAAGCUCCCUUCUUCCCCAUCCCCUGAAGCAGCGUCGAUCUCCGAGAUGCGGACGGAACGGUUCCUCGACUCGGGCAUCUCGGGCUCUUUGGCGGGCGGGGUUCUGUCUGGCGCUACGAGAGGCAUAAGGACAGUCAUCCCAGCGGCGAUCACGACGGGUCUGAUCGCUCUGGCGGGACAGGCGGUCGUCAAUCAGGUCAGAGUAGGGAGGUUGAAGCUGUUGGCGCGUAGAGUGGGGGACAUGGACGGGACGGCGCCCCAGGGGCAAGGGGAGAUGGUAUCGACCAUAGAUGCCCUCGACAAUCCUACCGCGCCGACUACGGCCGCAUCCUUACCUGGGCGGAUAAUGAAGGGUCUGAGUCACGCCUUACCAAUACGGCAGCUCUCGGACGAGGAGUAUCUCGCUACGUUGGAAAAGAAGAAGAGGGAUGUUGCGAAGCGGCUGGGCGAGAUAGAGGUGGAGGAGCUGAGGUUGUACGAGGCGAGUCAAACUGGUAUGGCGGGAACAAAGUAA